This is a messenger RNA of Anastrepha ludens (Mexican fruit fly), 1827 nucleotides long. RefSeq names its product tubulin polymerization-promoting protein homolog (gene ringer). Gene Ontology annotation, cellular component: microtubule. The record is from RefSeq and is a predicted model, not a curated record. Gene Ontology annotation, molecular function: tubulin binding. Gene Ontology annotation, biological process: positive regulation of protein polymerization; microtubule bundle formation; microtubule polymerization. Lineage: Eukaryota; Metazoa; Arthropoda; Insecta; Diptera; Tephritidae. Bases 356 to 967 code for a protein of 203 amino acids. The transcript is spliced from 3 exons.
AAUGUUUUAAAGUAAAAGUAUUUCAGCUUGAAGUGUGUAGUAAAGGUUGUUGGAUUGAGUUGGAUACACGAGAUCACUGGAAACAGGGGAUAUAUAGAUAACUGUGGCGCAUUUUCAAUUUGUUCACUUCAAAACCGAUGGUUUUAUUGACAAUAUUUUUGGAAUGCGUGCUUAAAAUUUAUUAGUUAUUCAUGAGCGUACGGCGGCUAUCGAUUAAUGCGAUAAUAAUAAAUUAAUAUAAAACGCAAUAUUCAAUUGCGUGAGUGUGAAAGGAAACUCUCGUGCAGAACAGGUCAAGAAGCCAUAAAUAAAUUAUUAUAAUUGCUGUACGGCCGCCCCAAAAUCUGUAAUCGAAAUGCUUGUAUCUGUAGUGGCGCACAGAUCCAACAUGUCAGCGGAAGCAUCAAAUGGCAGCAGCCCCUCACCCGCCGCCUCAGCCGAGCCCCCAGUGGCUGAAGUCGCACAAUUGGCUUUAGAAGAUGAACCGAAAGUCAGUUUCCAAGAUCAAUUUAAGGCCUUCUCCAAAUUUGGUGACACAAAAUCAGACGGCAAAUUGAUUACAUUAUCGCAAAGUGAUAAAUGGAUGAAACAAGCUAAAGUGAUCGACAAGAAGAUCACCACAACUGACACGGGCAUACACUUUAAGAAAUUCAAAGCGAUGAAAAUCUCCUGUGCUGAUUACAAUAAAUUCCUUGAGGAUUUAGCGAAGGCGAAAAAGAUCGAGUUGAGUGAAAUAAAAAAGAAAAUGGCUGCUUGUGGAGCGCCGGGUGUUCUGCAGGUUUCGGCUGGCAAAGCAGCAUCGGCCGUUGAACGACUCACUGACACCAGCAAGUAUACUGGGUCUCAUAAGGAGCGCUUCGAUGCCACAGGUAAGGGCAAAGGUAUCGCUGGCCGUAAGGAUUUGGUGGACGCAUCUGGCUACGUAUCUGGUUACCAGCACAAGGAUACAUACGAUCCCACUCACUAAAGGCAGAAAAUUUCCAAUUAACUCGGAGCAAACAUGAACACAUUUAUAAUCUCUAUAAAAGAAAAAUACUUAAAUAAAAUCACAAAACUGCACAAAUAAGCUUUCAUGCAGGUUUAUAUAAAUAUUAGGUUUACACAAAGCUAUUUAAUGCAUUUUUAUUAUUACUUUAGAACUUUGCCUAAAAGUGGCUUAGAAAAGCAAAAAACAUACGUAAAAGUAUUUAGUUUUUAUUUAGUACUCUUUUCGUGGCAAUUUAUUGAAUACACUUUUGUGAUACUUUUAAUUAAUAUUACAAUAAAAGAAUACAACUUUUGCUAAUAUAGAAUAUGGUAUUAUAUUUGUGGUAGUCUGCUUCUUAAUCUGGUGUUUUCAUUUAGUAUUGCAUAAAUAUUUUUUUCAGUCGCUUUUAAUUUGAACAUUUUAAUAUUAAUAUACAAAAUUUUCGGCGAACUGAUGAAGAAAAAAUCGGGAACAAAAUUAAACGUGACAUUAAAAAAGUUCAAAAUUUUUUAUUCAAAUACACUAUAUACAUACAUACAAGCCCGACGAGAGCGGGGGGGACCGGGUACUUUUUCCCCCGGGCCCGGAGUUUUCAGAGGGGCCCGGACUCGAGAUUAUACGUCUUUAUAUGAAUUAGACAUCAUUGGAAAGGGCCCGCAUUUGCAAUUUUCCCCCUGGGCCCGGAUUUUCCCCCGGGGCCCGGAUAUGCUCUCUACGGCCCUGCCUACAUAUAUACAUACAUAGGUAUAUAAAAUAGGACCACUUACUAAAAUUAAGUAUAGUUUUUACAUGAAAAUAAAGUAAUAUGUACGUUUUGAAAAAAUGUUAUUGAUAAUAUUUUUAUCCCUCUCUUUUUUGUA